ACACUCUCUGAUUUUUUUACAAGUCGGCGUUUCAUAACCUGAGAUGCAAAGCUGCAUUUAAUGUCACUUCUAUCCUGUUUUUCAUCAAUGGAUACCUCACUAUGCUAUCGUCGAUAAUUAAUUGAUUGAAUAUUGUCAUUUUAACAGCAAAACAAAAUACACAACUGUCAGCAAAAUUAUGACAAUUCAUAAUUUAUAUAUAUUUUCCAAAAAUGGAACAUUACUGUAUUAUGCAGAAUGGAAUAGGUUGAAUAAAUCUGGAAUCACAAAAGGAGAGGAAGCAAAAUUAAUGUAUGGGAUGUUAUUUUCUAUAAAAUCAUUUGUAAGUAAAAUAUCACCAUUGGAUCCAAAAGAAGGAUUUUUAUAUUAUAAAACUAGUAAAUAUACAUUGCAUUAUUUGGAAACUCCGUCUGGAUUAAAAUUUGUGUUAAACACUGAUAAUGUUACACAAAAUGCUAGAGAAUUAUUACAACAACUAUAUAGAGAGGUCUAUUUAGAAUAUGUUGUGAAAAAUCCUCUAUGUCAAUUAAAUGAACCUAUUCAAAGUGAACUGUUUAAACUACAUGUUGAUAAAUUAUUUACAGGAUCUCCAUUCUUUGGUAGAUCAAUGUAAAAUUUUUUAUAUUAUAUUAAUAAGUAUAAUAUACUUGAAUAUAAAAAUGUUUAGUGAUAUUAUAUAAAUUUAAUUUCAUAUUACACGCAAUUAUUUGUUAUUAACAACUAGUUAAUACUAGUAUACAUUAAUGGAAGUGCAAAAAACUAAAUAAAAAUAUCAUAUACCAUAAAAAUAUUCUUAUAAUUUAAAUGAAUAUACAACUUACAUUACAUUUUGUUAUAUUUACGAAUUUACAUUUAUCAUAACAGAAACAACUAUUUAAACAAUAUAUUUUUGUAAUACACUGAAAAAUAUACAAUAACUAGUAGAAUUUGAAGAAAUUAAUACUUGUAAAAGCAUAAGUUACUUUUGUAGAUUCCUUUAAAUUAUUUGUAUUAACAUAUUAAUGUAUUAAAAUUGCACCGCUUUUUUGUAUCAACGAAAUGUACUUUUUAAUUUAUAUAUUUAAAUUAUUAUUUAAAAUACGUAAAAAUAUUGGUAAAAAUGCAUACUUUUAAAAAUGUUCCUACAUUAAACUUGCCUUUUUAUAUAUGUAUAUAUUUCGUACCACAUACCAGUACUCUAGGACAUACUUGUAGGAAUAUGCCUUAUUUAACUAAAACAUUUAUUAUUAUUAAUAUAUGAAGAUUAUAUGGCAGCUUAUGUCAUAUUUCACAAUUCGGUUUUUUAGGUCCAUGUAUCCAUCUUUUUUUACAUAUAUAAUGUCUUUCAUACAAUUCUCGUCCGGACGUAUGACAUUAGCUUAUCCAAAUAUUAGCAAAGUUAUUAGUUACACACAAAAAACAUAUAUACUGGGACAUUAAUUUUACACAAUUAUAUACACAUAUUUAAGUUCUGCAGAACUUAGAAUAAAAAAUAUACGAAAGGCAAAAUUGUUAAAAAAUGAUUACGAUGUUCCUUACACUGAUCGUUAAUGAUUUAUGUUUAACAUUACAUAAAUGUAAAUAUCUAUAUCGGCAAGAAAUCAAAGCUUUUGACAUGCCUAACAAAGCACCCGAUAUUAACACAUAUAAUUCAGUGAGAUUAAUAAUAAAUAAAUAUAAACUGAAGAUAAUAAACUA
Molecule: messenger RNA, 1677 nt
Organism: Bombus pascuorum
Lineage: Eukaryota; Metazoa; Arthropoda; Insecta; Hymenoptera; Apidae
Gene: Bet5
Product: trafficking protein particle complex subunit 1
Exons: 3
Coding region: 179-613 (144 amino acids)
Biological process (GO): endoplasmic reticulum to Golgi vesicle-mediated transport
Cellular component (GO): TRAPP complex
Source: RefSeq, a predicted model, not a curated record